AUGGCUCAACCGGAUCCUAGUCAGGGCGUCCCUCAGGACCUUCUGCCCCAUGUCCAUCUUAUCUCGUCGUUUCGAUACCCCGCGAUGCCUCGACUUGACUUGAACGAGGUUGCCAAAUGGCUUAUGAGCGCACCACAAGUCGCGCGAGACAGGGCGCCUUUCUUCUGGACAUAUCUCGACAAACCCACAGACGGCACGAUACUCUUGACCUGGCAGCCUCUUCAGCGCCUGGGUACCAACUUCGCGACCGAUGGAUACGUGUGGGCGCCCCCGGAGCAGGUCUACAAGCAUGAUCUGGGUAAUGGACUGAUGCUCGAGAUCUACUAUCAAAAGGCCGGUUACUUCCCUGGCGAGCAAUACGCCCUCCACGCCCGUCGACGAUGCCGAUUAGUGCCUAUCCCUGGCCACCCCAACCCUCCUCAACCAGAUAUCGGUCUGUUCGUCGUGCAUUACGGACCUGCCGAGCCCAACGACAGAGUCCCUGUUUCCAUGAUACCAUUCGACGAGAGAGCCAACAGCAUCAUGCAGCAACGCCACUUUUUGCAACGCGCUGGCCAGAUCCGUCGCAAGGAGUUCAUGUUGUCCGACCGAGUCAACUGGCCGACUCUGCCAGAUCUUACUCGCCAACCGGUGCCUCCACAAAUGGCCCCUCGAGGCGUCCCUCAACAGAUGGCGUAUCCUACACAAGCUACGCCGGGUCCCCCUAGCAAGCGACCAAGGCACUCAGCGAGCCAAGGUGGGCAGGCUCCAGCUCCAGGAAUGCCUCAGAUUGAUGCCACUUUUGAUGAUGAGGAGGAUGUCUCCCGAGGUGACAUGUUUGAUCAUCUUACCCCACGAGAAAUUUCUUUAAGCCGCUAUCAGCAGAACCACGAGUGGAUGGAGGAGAUCCUCUCGUCUCCCUACAGGAUAAGCCAGAUUACCCCAGCCGACCUCAACCUUGGUUUCAAGGGCGAGCUGGCAUCCUUGACGGAAGGAAUCUUCCCUGCUCAAGGAGUUGAGGCCUUCUCAUCUCCACCAGAGAAGCCGUACAUCGGCCGUCUAGACCCUGAAAAGGCCGAGGAAUUCCGAAAGCGCGUUCAGAACCACGUCGAAUCCACCAAGACUGAGAUCGAGAAGAUGCAGGCCGAGCAUGCCAAGGCUCUGGCAAAAUUCAAGGAAAACUCCAUUCUUAACAUAAAGGAGAAGGAGCUUCGAAAUGUUACUGAGGGUACAGGUAGCGAGACUUGGCGAAUUGAAGGCAAGGUAGACCCUCAAGAUGAGGACAGCACCCCCCAGCCCGUCAGCACAAAAACUGUCGAAGAGAUAGUAUCCGAGGUUGAGAGUGCUACUGGUAAGAAGAUCGAGGCCAAACCCACGGUGUCUCGUGUUCAAGAUGGAGGUUAUCAGCCACCAGCACCAGAGCCCAUUCAGACUGGCCCCUCACAACUAUCUCGUCAGCCUUCGCAGGCUGGUUCGCAAACUAGCGGCAUCAUGAUCGGCGAGUCUGAUAUCGAUAUGGGCGACACCGUUGCGGGAUUGCUUGAUGAGAUGCACACUGGCAUUUCCACCACCUCUACACCCCUGCAUAAUUUUGGAACCCCUCAGGCCGGGCUUUCAGCGGUUCAGUCUGGAGCUGGAACUCCUUCCAACCUCAAUGCCGCGGUUAAUCCUAGCGGAGACGUAACAAUGGGCGGAACUCAGGGAGGCAAGGACCACAGUGCCACAGCCCCUGACCAAGGAACCGGCAGUGGAGAGUGGGUGGUCGUGCCCAAAGACAGCGCUUCAAAUGAACAGGCCAACCAGGGACCUGGCUCAGGCGCCGUAUCUGUCAACGCAAACACCCCCAACGCUUCAGGAAUGGAUGCCCCCAAAUCAGUAGCCAAGACCGCUUCCGCCGCUGCCACACCAGCAGCCGGAACACCAAGUGGUUCGGUCUCCUUCGACCAGAACGAUUUCAGCUCCCUCGGCGACCUCGACACAGCCGGCGACGCCCUCGCCAGCUUCGACGGCCCCACGCUGGACGGUUCAGCCGGCGAGCUAGGCGAGGGUCUUGACCUGAGCAUGGACAUGGACGACUCAGCAUUCGGAGACGCUUUCCACGGUGUAGACACCUCUGGAACUCCCCAGGGCCAAGAUAUGUAG
Messenger RNA from Fusarium sp. VM40, 2121 nucleotides. NCBI's taxonomy places the organism in Eukaryota, Fungi, Ascomycota, Sordariomycetes, Hypocreales, Nectriaceae. The record is from the annotation of a GenBank genome assembly.